Kogia breviceps (pygmy sperm whale) is the source of this 2392-nucleotide messenger RNA. Lineage: Eukaryota; Metazoa; Chordata; Mammalia; Artiodactyla; Physeteridae. The record is from RefSeq and is a predicted model, not a curated record.
CCGGCCGGCGCUGCCCACCUGAGGGAGCCCGCGCCCCGCGCCCGCCCGACCCUCCGCCCGCCCCGCGAGCCGGGCACCUGUGCCAGGAGCCCUGUUGAAUGCACCGAGAAGGGACGUUCAGAGCGAACACCAUGAGUAUCUCAGCUCUCGGAGGAAGCAGCAAAGGGAAGCCUCUCCCCCCAGGCGAGGAGGAACGCAAGAACGUCCUCAAGCAGAUGAAGGUUCGCACCACGCUGAAGGGGGACAAGAGCUGGAUCACGAAGCAGGAUGAGGCGGAGAGCCACGCCCUUGAGCUGCCCUCAGGCCGGAGUCGCGCCAUAUCUUUUUCUUCAGCUGGGGAGGUCCCGAAGGCCAGGCCCCCAAGCACGAGGGCGCCCACUGGCUAUAUCAUCCGGGGCGUGUUCACCAAGCCUGUAGACAGCUCGUCUCAGCCCCAGCAGCUCUUCCCCAAGGCCAACGGAGCCCCAAAAAGCGCUGCCGGUCUGGGGAAAGCAUCUCCUGCUGGGCCUCCCCGCCCCUCCUCCUCUGGCUACAGGAUGACCACAGAGGAUUACAAGAAGCUGGCACCCUACAACGUCAGGCGCAGCUCGGCGUCAGGGGCUGCUGAAGAGGAGGAGGCGCCCUUCUCUUCUGAUGAGCAGAAACGGAGGUCGGAGGCCGCCAGCAGUGUGGUGAGGAAGACAGCUUCCCGGGAGCACUCCUACGUCCUGUCGGCGGCCAAGAAGAGCGCCAGCAGCCUUGCCCAGGAGACGCAGGCCCCGUUCAUCGCAAAGAGGGUUGAGGUGGUGGAUGAGGACGGGCCUUCCAAGAAAAGCCAGGACCCACCUGCUCUGGCACGAUCCCCUCCCGGCUCGAGCAGUGCGGACGGGGGCAGAGCCAAACUGUCUCGGGCGAUUUGGAUGGAGUGCACGCCAGGCCUGCCUAGCCCCGCUGGGACGCCGGAGCCCAGCGCAAGAGGUGAGGAGACUGUCCGCCUGCAGAUCACAACACCCGGGGCGGGACUCCGCCUGGUGGCCCCAGACCUGGAAGAAAUGAGGUCUUCCCCAGGCUCCAAAGACAGCGAAGCCCCCAACCCCAGAGAGCCCAAGAGAGACUUGACUGGUGAAAGGGCCUUCAAGGGCCUUGAUGCAGACUCUGAAAGAUCAAGUGCACAGUCAAGGGAUGGCACCGUGGGCUCCACACCUGAAGGCCCGGCUGGAGCACACAUCAGCUCUGGGAGAGGAGGGCUGUGCUCACCUGCUGUCUUUACCCCUCUCCUGGACGAUCAGGAGGUGCCCAGCGCCAACUCACAGCCUCACAAGCCUGGACCAGCAGCCAGCAGCUCUGCUGCCACGUCUGCCUCUGCUGUCCUGGCUGACAGGAAGAGCAACAGCCCAGCACACCUGGAGGACAUGGAGAUGGACCCAAAGGGCGCCUUGCCUGAAUUUCAGGAGGAGAAUGUGGUCACCAAAGUGGGAGACGCCUGGCAGGGGAGGCCUGGAGCCCAGCAAGAUGACCGGGGAGACCCAGCCGCACCCGCCCAGAAGCCGGCAGACCCCAGCAGCCCUGAGCAGCACCUGGAAGUGGACAGCCAGGCCAGCAGGGUGAGCAGCCCCGCAAGCUGUAUGGUCACUGUUACCGUCACUGCCGCCUCGGAGCAGCCUCAUGUCUGUGUGCCCGCCUCCCCGAGUGAAUUGGAGUCUAACUCAACCAGCAAAGGGAUUCUCUUUAUGAAGGAGUAUCUGAAUGCUGCUGAGGUGUCCUCUGGGAAGCCACCGUCUUCAUUCUAUAGCAGCGUCAGCAGCAUUGAGGACUCACACGACAUGGAGAAGAAACUCCCACAUGACAGUACUCCGUACUCUGAGCGGACAAGUGGAGGGAUCUGCACUUACUGCAACCAGGAGAUCGGAGACUGUCCAAAGAUUACCUUAGAACAUCUUGGCCUUUGCUGCCAUGACUAUUGCUUUAAGUGUGGGAUUUGCAGUAAACCGAUGGGGGAGCUUCUGGAUCAGAUCUUCAUUCACCGUGACACCAUCCACUGUGGGAAAUGCUAUGAGAAGCUCUUCUAGCUCCUCCAGGCUAAGAAGAAGCUGGUAACUCCUGGACAAGUUUGACUGUCCCCGCUUUGCCCCAAGUUGCUGACUCUUCUUCCCUCACUUCCUCUCUCCUCCAUGUGAUCGCUUCAUGAUUUGGCUCUUCUUAAGUUGAACUUGCUUACAUCCAGUAGCGUAUCUUCAUGACGUUAUGAUAAUUACUCGUGUGUGUAGCUUUUUAGAGCUUAGAAAGCACUUCCCAUCCAUUAUGUUACUUCAGGCUCAAGCAAAGAGGAUUGAACAGUAAUUCCAUUGUCGCUUGCCUCAGACUGGUCAGCUUCCUGAUGAGUUUCGGUGGCCUGGUACAAUAGGCCCGGGCA